CUCCGUUGUGUAGACAUGAGCUUUAGGCCCAUCCUGCUCGUCAUUCCCCUCCUAGCCAUACUCUUGGCAACAGGAAAUUAUGUCACAGGAGCUGAGGUCGACAGGAGGCCCAAUUUCAUUCUGAUGAUGGCAGAUGAUCUAGGCAUCGGCGACGUGGGUUGCUACGGUAAUGACACUAUAAGGACUCCUAACAUAGACAGACUAGCUUCAGAAGGGGUGAAGCUGAGUCAGCAUAUUACAGCUGCUCCUCUCUGUACUCCCAGCAGGGCCGCUUUCAUGACUGGGCGCUAUGCACUGCGUUCAGGCCUGGGCAGCACAGGCCGGGUGCAGGUUUUGCUUUUCCUGGGAGGUUCAGGGGGGCUGCCGCUGAGUGAGACCACCUUCGCUAUGAGGCUACAGCAACAAGGCUACAUCACUGGUCUUGUAGGAAAGUGGCACCUUGGACUGAACUGUGAACACCGAGGGGACCACUGCCAUCAUCCUAAUCAGCAUGGCUUCAGUUACUACUACGGCCUACCAUUCACCCUGUUUAGUGACUGUGUGCCUGGAAAUGAGUCGGUUGUCCUGGCAGACUUGCAGCACAUGCUUCAAAGUCUGUCAUUGUGGCUAGGACUUGGACUGGUUACAUUGGUGUUUGUUCGUCUUUGUGGCCUUUUCAAGGUCAGCUUCUUUUUCAUUGCGGCAGUGGCCUGUGUCAGUAUCCUGCUGGUUGCUGUGUGGAUUGUGCCAUUUCAACUCCUGCCAACCUGGAACUGCAUCAUCAUGAGGAACCAGGAGGUGAUUGAACAGCCAAUGACACUGGAGACACUACCCCAGAGAAUUCUGGGUGAGGCACAAAACUUUAUAAAGAGGAAUGCAGAUCGUCCAUUCCUCCUCUUCCUCUCAUUGGCCCAUGUUCACACCCCGCUCUUCACAACUCCUGCCUUCGCUGGCAAAAGCCGCCAUGGGUCCUAUGGUGACAACAUAGAGGAAAUGGACUGGAUCAUAGGUCAAGUGACAGAGACGGUUGAUUCUUUAGGACUAGCAAAUAACACGCUGAUGUACUUUACUUCGGACCAUGGCGGACACAUUGAAGACGCUGAUGCCCAGGGCCAGAAAGGAGGUUGGAAUGGUAUUUAUAAAGGUGGGAAGGCUAUGGGGGGUUGGGAGGGGGGGAUCAGAGUACCCGGAAUCUUCCGCUGGCCUGGCAGAUUGCCAGCUGGGAGGGAAGUAGACGAACCAACCAGCCUCAUGGACCUGUACCCCACACUCAAACACCUGGCCCAGGACACAGAACCAGACAGACCACUGGAUGGCCAUAACCUCAUGCCUCUGUUAGAGGGGAAAGCAGAGCGAUCAGAACAUGAGUUCCUGUUCCACUACUGCGGCAUCUACCUCAACGCAGUACGCUGGCACCCACCCGGGAGCAACUCCAUCUUUAAGGUGCACUUCUUCACUCCCAACUUCUCUCCCCCGGGAGCUGGCGGUUGUUACGAAACAAAGAUCUGCUUAUGUCACGGGGACCAUGUGACCCACCACAACCCACCAAUAGUCUAUGACUUACUCCUUGACCCAUCAGAGUCUCGCCCACUCACACAUGAGACUGAGCGACGAUUUGCUGAGAUCCUCGAGCAAACUGCCAAAGCCAUGGAGAAGCAUCGGAGCACGCUCACAAACUUACAACUAUCCGAUGGUACUCACACAAACAGCGAUGCACACGUGCACACCAUCCCAAACCAGAUGUCAUGGGAGAAGAUUUUGUGGAAGCCGUGGCUGCAGCCCUGCUGUGGAACCUUUCCUUUCUGUGGCUGCAAAGAGAACACGACACAUUCCUAGUGAUAAACGUACUCAUACAUCCAAGAACACACACACACACACACGUGCAUAAAUUCACGCAUGUGUGUGUGUGUUGUCCAUAACUGCAGUCCAUGCAUAAUGCAUAAAUACAGUCCAUAAAUGCCGUCCAUAAAGAAGAGCAGUGUAUGCACAUCCCCAUGAGCCUUUGCAGAACUGCUGCUAAAUUAGAAAAAGUUUUAAAUGAAGAAAAAUAAUCACAGAAAGUUGAACGUUGUGUCCAGAUGAACUGAUUCAACUUUCUGAGAUUUCCUUACCUGGAUUAAUGAGUAUGCAUAAAAUAAAAGAAGAAAAAUAAUUUUUCACAGAGUGUAUUAAUGUCUUGUGCUUUAAUUUAUGAUCAGUUUGUGUGUGGAAUUUAAAGCACGUGAAAGCAAUAUACUGUGUGGAAAUUUCUCUUUUCUUAAUUCAGAUUCGGGUGGCAUGGUGGCGCUGUGGUUAGCGCUGUCGCCUCACAGCAAGAAGGUCCUGGGUUCAAGCCCCAGGGUAGUCCAACCUUGGGGUCGUCCUCUGUGUGGAGUUUGCAUGUUCUCCCGUGUCUGCGUGGGUUUCCUCCAGAUGCCCCAGUUUCCUCCCACAGUCCAAAGACAUGUAGAUCAGGUGAAUCGGCCAUACUAAAUUGUG
Lampris incognitus (smalleye Pacific opah) is the source of this 2457-nucleotide messenger RNA. It is a transcript of the gene arsh, whose product is annotated as arylsulfatase H. NCBI's taxonomy places the organism in Eukaryota, Metazoa, Chordata, Actinopteri, Lampriformes, Lampridae. Gene Ontology annotation, molecular function: arylsulfatase activity. The transcript has 11 exons. The record is from RefSeq and is a predicted model, not a curated record. The coding region runs from base 16 to 1815 and encodes 599 amino acids.